Pestalotiopsis fici W106-1 is the source of this 1410-nucleotide messenger RNA. RefSeq lists its product as uncharacterized. Gene Ontology annotation, biological process: cell surface receptor signaling pathway; adenylate cyclase-activating G protein-coupled receptor signaling pathway. The record is from RefSeq and is a predicted model, not a curated record. Lineage: Eukaryota; Fungi; Ascomycota; Sordariomycetes; Amphisphaeriales; Sporocadaceae. The transcript is spliced from 4 exons. Gene Ontology annotation, molecular function: G protein-coupled receptor activity. Gene Ontology annotation, cellular component: plasma membrane. The coding region runs from base 1 to 1410 and encodes 469 amino acids.
AUGGCACCGAUCGCAUCUGCUCUCAUGGGUGCCGCCAAGCGUCAAGAGGGAAACCUUGGCCUUACUCAAGAUCAGGUCCAGAUGAUUGUCGCCUUUGAACGCGCUGGUGCUUGCAUUUCCAUCGUUGGAGUCCUCUUGAUUUUCCUCGCAUUUACUAUUUUCAAGCGCCUCCGUACGGUUCCUAAUCAUUUCAUUGUCUUCGCUUCAUUCGCAAACUUGGGUGCAAGUUUGGCUUGCUUGAUCGGCUACAAUGGCAUCUUGGCUGGUAACAACAGUGCUCUUUGCCAGGCACAGGCCUUCAUGUUCGAGCUGUUUAUGCAAUCAGAUCCGUGGUGGUCUUUGGCCAUGGCUGUCAAUGUCUACUCGGUUUUCUUCUUCGCUGCCAACCCUAAGAGUUUUCUCAGAUUCUGGUGGGGUUACUUCAUUGUCUGCUAUGGCAUUCCUCUCAUUCCAUCAUUGGUUCUGCUGCUAGUCGAGGGCAAAGCUUCAGCUCGAAUGUAUGGUAAUGCUACUAUCUGGUGCUGGAUCGACCAGCACUGGAGUAGUCUCCGCAUCUGGACAUAUUACUUACCCAUCUGGGUCUGUAUCCUCUUGUCUUCUUCAAUCUACAUUGCCGUUGGCGUCUAUGUAUUCAAGAAGCGCAACCAGCUUCGAAACUUGUCUCUUAGCGAUCCGAGCAAGGAACGGUCUGGCCGCCGCGAUUCGGCAGAAAAGCGAUUGAAUGCGAAUGCAGCAGUCAUGGGUAGUAUCUCGGCUGAAACGACGCAUACAACAACUGUUCAUGUCGCAUCUCCCCGUUCCGCCACACACAGAGCCACCAUCAACUGGUUUGCAGGACCUCCCACGGACUCGUCAUCAAGGGAUGGAAACGAUGCUGAGCAGGCGCAGCCAACGUAUCACACUAUGACUGAGAUUACGGCCCAGCCAACGCCCAAGAUAGCUUGGCAUUUGCGCGUCGCUGGUGCUUACAGAGGAUGGUGCGGCAAAUUCGCCCACAUGGAUCCGGUCAAGCUCGCCUACCUUCGAACAUCCUUCAUCUUCGCCAUCUCCGUUCUUGUUACCUGGACACCUAGUUCCAUCAACCGAGUCCAUGACCUCGUCACAAGGAGUUCCGCUAGUUUCGGACUCAACUUGGCCAGCGGCAUCGUUCUUCCACUACAGGGCGUCUGGAAUGCAGUCAUCUUCUUUUCUACAAGCUGGAAACCGCUCAAGGAAGAGUGCCGGUUCUUGCUGAAUCGUCUUCGCGGGCUGCCUCGCGGACUGCAAGAAGCUGCGGCAGUGCGCAAUGAGAGGGAGCGCGGAUUAGAAUUGGAAAGCAGACGCCAUCGCAAGGACAGAGACGACACAGCAAGUGAGGUUACUGGCAGCACUAUGAGAGUCAUGCGCGAUGGGUCAAUGGCCAGUCUAUAG